This is a messenger RNA of Camellia sinensis, 865 nucleotides long. RefSeq names its product protein PHLOEM PROTEIN 2-LIKE A1. The record is from RefSeq and is a predicted model, not a curated record. Gene Ontology annotation, molecular function: carbohydrate binding. NCBI's taxonomy places the organism in Eukaryota, Viridiplantae, Streptophyta, Magnoliopsida, Ericales, Theaceae.
UAAUAUGAUAUGAUCGGUCUUCAUAGGGAAAAUGCUAUAAAAAUGAAUGGUCUAAACUCAAGUUCAACAGGCAAAGGAGAGGAAAUUCUGAGCAGCUUUGAAGCCUUAUUCAUUAAUGAUGAAGAAGGCAGAUCUCAUCAAUGGAGUCUUCCUUGAAAAUAAAAGAAAGAAAAAAUGGGUUGACAAGAAGUCUGGUCAUUCCUCCUUCAUGUUGUAUCCAAGAGCACUUUCAAUUGUUUGGGGCAAUGUAAAUGACUAUUGGACUUGGAAAUGUUUCAAAGAUAUGAGUGAUGAUAAUGUGGAAGUAGUGAAGUUAAUUACCGUAUGUUGGUUAGAUGUGCAAGGGAAGUUUGAGAUAUCAGAGUUGUCCCCAGACGUUGAUUAUGAGAUUGUAUUUAUAGUCAGGUUGGCUAAAGGUUGUUCUGGGUGGGAAUUGCCCAAUACACUCAAACUGUCACUCCCAAAUGGACAAGUGCAUGAACGCAACGUGUGCCUCUAUGAGGAGCCCAAAGGGCAAUGGCUGGAGCUCAACGUCGGCAACUUUCGGACUACCAAAGGUGACGAAGGAGAAGUGUCCUUCAAUUUUACCAAUCUUUAUGGACACUGGAAAUGUGGACUUCUUUUCAAAGGUGCCCUUAUUAGGCCCCAAAAAAUGUCUCCAUGACACCCCCAAUCUUCAAGCCUCCUCAAUCCUAUACUUAAAAGGAGGACUUGUGAAUUUGGCAACGUUCUGUGCCGUUUGUUUCAAUUUCAACUAUUUAUUUUUCUUGUCAAACUUUGUACCAGUAAAAUAAAGGUUUGCAUGCUCUGUUUGUUGUACCAUAGUUUGUUUCAGCAUCAAUACUACUGAACUUUUUAAGCUGCA